UGUCACACUGGACGUUAGCGUGCGAAUAACGGUCCCAUAAAUGACAACGGCUGCACCCCCUUCUGGCACAGAGUGGAUUCAGACCUGCCAGAGAGCCCAUAUACCUUAUUACACCGGUUCUUCUCCUAGCCUCUCUUUGAUCAUCUAUUACAAGCCUAACAUUUCUAGAGUGAAUAGGAGAAAGAGAUUCUUCUGAUACUCGAGUGGAUAUUAAGUGACAUUUGUGUUCACUCUCCUCUCUCUGUUUUAAAGAAGAAAAAGGCUCACCAUGCUCUCUGCGUGUCUGGAGGUCCUUGGGAUGGGGUUGUGCCUACUGGGCUCGCUCCUGGUCAUGGUCGCGUGCGGGCUGCCCAUGUGGAAGGUGACGGCGUUCAUCGAUAUGAAUAUCGUGGUUGCGCAGACCAUCUGGGACGGGCUCUGGAUGUCGUGCGUGGUGCAGAGCACGGGUCAGAUGCAGUGCAAAAUGCACGACUCGAUGCUUGCGCUCAGCCAGGACCUGCAGACGGCGCGCGCCCUCACGGUGAUAUCGGCGGUGCUGGGGGUGGCGGGGCUGGUGGUGACCAUCGCUGGAGCUCAAUGCACCAACUGCAUCAAGACCGAAUCGGUGAAAGCCAAAGUGGUGAACGCAGGUGGGGUGGUCUACAUCAUCAGCGGUCUAUUGGUGCUGGUUCCCCUCUGUUGGAUGGCCAACAACAUCAUAGUAGACUUCUACAACCCAGAUGUGUCCUCGUCCAAGAAGAGGGAGAUAGGAGCAGCCAUCUACAUUGGCUGGGCGGCCACAGCCCUGCUCCUUCUGGGGGGAACCCUGCUGUGCUGCUCCUGUCCCCAGGGAGCCAAGAGCGCCUAUCCCAUCAAAUAUGCCCCCACCAAGACCAUCUCGGCCAAUGGAGACUUCGACAAGAAACAUUAUGUGUAGGCUACAACUUUGUUUCGGGGUCUGGCCAUGGGUUCAUGGGUCUGAUGAACAGAAAUGGAAAAAUUCAAUUUUUUUUGCCAAAGGAAUGGAACCCUAUACGCGCCGAGAUCGUGGCUCAAGACUGACCAAGAAGUUGAAACACUUGUGGUGUAGUCUAUCUAUUGCGUAACAUUUUCAAGACUUAAAUCUUGUAUUUGCAUAUGAUUCUUUUACAUCAGGUAUUAUAUAGGCUUUCUGUAAAAAUGUUCAUGUUCAUGUUGUUAUCGGUUGACACUAGUCUAUUGUCUCGCCAGAGUCUGCUGUGGAUAAAGCUCAUUGUUCUCCACUGGCUUUACUGUGUCUGCUUGGAAGUUUUAAAUAACCACAUAAUGUACAUCUUUGCAGAGACUGGUAAUAAGUUAACAUGUUUAGGUUCCCACACUGGACUCCUCCUUUGUAACACAGUGAAUGCUACUCAGACAAAUGUUCACUCAUACCAUGAUCAAAGGAGCUUAUUUGCGUUUGAAUGCUGUUGUAUUUUACUGCAUGGCUGAGUGUGUAUCUAUCUUUUGUCCUAGCCCUCUUUAAAGUACUGGGCAAUUGUUGUUCUUUAAUAAAAAAAGGAAAUCCCAA
This is a messenger RNA of Oncorhynchus keta (chum salmon), 1528 nucleotides long. Its product is annotated as claudin-4-like. The coding region runs from base 269 to 916 and encodes 215 amino acids. Gene Ontology annotation, biological process: cell adhesion; bicellular tight junction assembly. Gene Ontology annotation, cellular component: plasma membrane; bicellular tight junction. Gene Ontology annotation, molecular function: structural molecule activity. The transcript has 2 exons. Lineage: Eukaryota; Metazoa; Chordata; Actinopteri; Salmoniformes; Salmonidae. The record is from RefSeq and is a predicted model, not a curated record.